This is a messenger RNA of Pestalotiopsis fici W106-1, 1056 nucleotides long. RefSeq lists its product as uncharacterized. Gene Ontology annotation, cellular component: cytoplasm; nucleus. Bases 1 to 1056 code for a protein of 351 amino acids. The record is from RefSeq and is a predicted model, not a curated record. The transcript has a single exon. NCBI's taxonomy places the organism in Eukaryota, Fungi, Ascomycota, Sordariomycetes, Amphisphaeriales, Sporocadaceae.
AUGGCUGAAAGCGCAUCCAAACGCCUCAAGACCGACGGCGGCGUCACCAUUGGCACGCACAAUGGCCACUUCCACGCCGACGAGGCCCUGGCCGUCUACAUGCUGCGGCUGCUCCCGGCCUACGCCGGCUCGGCGCUGGUGCGCACGCGCGACCCGGCCCUGCUCGGCGAGUGCCACACCGUCGUCGACGUGGGCGGCGAGUACGACGCUGCUGCCAACCGCUACGACCACCACCAGCGCACCUUUGCCACGACAUUUCCCGGCCGCCCGACCAAGCUCUCGAGCGCCGGUCUCGUCUACCUCCACUUUGGCCGCGCCAUUGUGGCCCAGCAGCUCGCCAAGCCCGAGGACAGCGACGAGGUCGGUCUGCUGUGGAACAAGAUUUACGAGUCCUUUGUCGAGGCUCUCGACGCCCACGACAAUGGCAUCUCGGCCUAUGACCCGGCGGGCAUCGCGGCCGCGGGACUCGAGAAGCGCUUCAGCGAGGGCUCCUUCACACUUGGCGCCGUUGUCGGGCGUCUGAACCCCAACUGGAACGACCCCGUGCCCAGCGAUCCGGUCGAGGCGCAGGCCGCCGAGGACGCCCGGUUCGCCGCCGCCAGCCAGCGCAUCGGCGAGGAGUUCUCGCGCGACCUUGAGUACUACGCCAAGGCCUGGCUACCCGCGCGCGAGAUUGUGCGGGCCGCCUACGAGAAGCGUCUCGAGCACGACCCCGAGGGUCGCAUCAUGGUGCUCGAGGGCCAGAGCGUGCCGUGGAAGGACCACCUGUACUCGCUCGAGGAGGCCGACGGCACCGGCAAAAAGGUUCAGUACGUCCUCUACGCCGAGAAGCCUGUCCCCGAUGCCAAGUGGAGGAUACAGGCCGUGCCCGUCUCCAAGGACUCGUUCCAGAGCCGCAAGCCGCUGCCCGAGCCUUGGAGAGGUGCCAGAGACGAGGCCUUGGACCAGAUCACCGGCUUCCCUGGCGGUGUGUUUGUGCAUGCCGCAGGUUUCAUUGGUGGCCACAAGAACUUUGAGGGCGCCAAGGCCAUGGCUGCCAAGGCUUUGACUAUGUAG